Messenger RNA from Acanthaster planci (crown-of-thorns starfish), 985 nucleotides. It is a transcript of the gene c1orf194, whose product is annotated as chromosome 1 open reading frame 194. The record is from RefSeq and is a predicted model, not a curated record. NCBI's taxonomy places the organism in Eukaryota, Metazoa, Echinodermata, Asteroidea, Valvatida, Acanthasteridae.
GUCUGUGUACAGUAUGCGUACGUACAUUGUACAUGCACAUGUAAUACGCGUACCGUACACAUUGGUGACUUACUUCAAUUCACUUUGCAUUUGUGAAAGAUCGCUUGUAACUUGAGUUGGGUGUCCUGUGGCAAAUUUCUUUGCAAAAUCAAACCUUUUUGGGUAGAAGGAACUAACGCAAGAAGAACAUGGAGGUUUCAAACAGACAGCCAUAUCCCUUCCCUGAGCUACAGAACGACGAUGACUUCAUGGGAGCCAGGACAUUUCAGACAAAGUCCUACACGCAGCCAACUCAUCUAGCACAGCGAGUUGACCCUUGGAAUAGGCUUAACACCACCAGCACACUGUCUAGCUCACGCCGAGAAGUCUACCAUCAUGACCCCCAGGCACCCAGAGACAGCCUGGACUUCAUCUUGAAAUCAGACUACGACCAACACAACGAAUUCUUGAGAUCUAAGAACGAGACCCUCACGCAGCCAGAGACGAUAGGAGAGGACCAUGGGCGGAUCCUGAAAAACAAGAAGAAAGAGGAACCCAAGCUGUUUGACCCCAUGAACCCGCCGACGGUCAAGUCAGUCAUCCAGGAUCCCAAGAAGGAAAGCAUUCACAGCACAAAGGGUGCCAUCGACAGCCACCACAGCGCCGCCACGAACCCCGGCUACUCGCGCAAACAUGACGGUGGUUUCUACACCACAUAGACUUCAAGUUUGGUGCACAGAAGAGCAGCUGGGUCCACUGUGAAACAGAUUCAGAGGGGUCGGUCACACAAAGCUGCUUAAGAUUGAAGUUAGGGAUUUCACAAAUAAGCCCUUCUACCACUGAUAGCAUAGCUGUACAAUGUACAUAUGGACGAUUUCAUGAAAAGUUGCUCAGCGGCAUGGCACACUAAGCACUUCAUGGCGGGGCAUUUCCAAUGUUGAUGAUGCUGGGCCGGCAUGACUAUCAUUUUUUCCGUUUUCAAAAUCCUUCAAAAAUUCAUCAUUUC